GACAUAGAAGUCCUUCCGGGUCAAAGUUGAUUCCGUUCCAUCCAUAUGUGAUUCACGUGUUUACAUGGACAUUUGUAUUUGUAGCAAAGUAUCGGUGACAUUGGCAUCCGAAUACAUUUAUUUCAUUCUGUUAUAGUAAAAGCAGAGUGCCGAUAUGUCGCAAAGUGAAGCUCAGACUUCAGUAGCAAAGGAGAAAGUUUCAACGUACCAGUGUCCGGCUGAUUUUAUGUCCUUUUCAUAUGAUUCCUCUGCUAAUGCCUUAUGGGACGGAGAUGAACAGAAAGAAUUAUGGCUCAUCAAAGCUCCAGCUAAUUUUAAUCCUAAAAGCUUUGAAGACCUCAAAAUUCCCUUAUCAGGACUGGAAAUGGUCCAGUCUUGUGGCACGACACCUAAGACCUACAGCAUCCUCGGUGAUAGGACGGCACCAUCAGACCUCCAUCUGCUCGUUUCCAAAGGAAAAAAACGUAAGCCUUCUCUCUGUUCCUCUGGCUUCAGUGGUGUCCUCAAGAUCUCUAAGAGCCAUGAAAACUGCAAUGAGAACCAAGUCCCUGUUCCCAUCCCAUCCACUCCUGCUCCGUGCAUCCCAGCUGGUCUCAAGCAACGUUUCCAGCCUUUUGGUAGUACCGUUGCAGCUCACGUGGAAGAUGAAGUCACUGUAGUUUCUCCAACUGCACCCAAGAGAACUAGGCCGGAUCCAAAUGAGGGCGAGGAGCAAAAAAAGAAGAAAAAGAAAAAGAGAGACAAGAGGGAAGAGAACAGUGAAGUUUUUAUCAAGCAAGAACAGAUGCAAAUUGACUGCGAUCAGUUACAUCCAUCUGAACUGAUGGAGGAAGAGCCAAUGGAGGAGGGGAGGAGGAAGAAGAAAAAGGUUAAGAAAGAGAAGGAAAGAUCGAGUGAAGACAUGCUUGAUGAAAGUUUAAUAUUCAAAACAGAGCCACUGGAUUCUUCUUAUGAUUAUAAUGACACCCCAGGGAAAACUAAAAAGAAGAAAAAGAAGAGUAGUCGACAUGAGUAGACUGUUAAAAGAACUUGAAAUGUUCUAUACAUUUUGUUUGUCAUGUUCACAAAUGCUUACUGUGAUAUUUAACUGUCAAAAUACAAGUAAGAAAUAAGUAUUUCUAACUGUGUCUGUCAUAAAACAAUUCAACGAUUCUGUACAACACUCA
This is a messenger RNA of Ctenopharyngodon idella (grass carp), 1166 nucleotides long. RefSeq names its product RNA polymerase I subunit G (gene polr1g). NCBI's taxonomy places the organism in Eukaryota, Metazoa, Chordata, Actinopteri, Cypriniformes, Xenocyprididae. The transcript is spliced from 3 exons. The record is from RefSeq and is a predicted model, not a curated record. Gene Ontology annotation, biological process: transcription by RNA polymerase I. Bases 155 to 1015 code for a protein of 286 amino acids.